This is a messenger RNA of Truncatella angustata, 1839 nucleotides long. RefSeq lists its product as uncharacterized. NCBI's taxonomy places the organism in Eukaryota, Fungi, Ascomycota, Sordariomycetes, Amphisphaeriales, Sporocadaceae. The coding region runs from base 1 to 1839 and encodes 612 amino acids. The transcript is spliced from 3 exons. The record is from RefSeq and is a predicted model, not a curated record. Gene Ontology annotation, molecular function: NAD+ binding; oxidoreductase activity, acting on the CH-OH group of donors, NAD or NADP as acceptor. Gene Ontology annotation, biological process: fatty acid metabolic process.
AUGUCAUCCAUUCAGAACGUUGCUAUUAUUGGUUGUGGCGCUAUUGGCGCUUCUUGGGCAGCUUUAUAUGUUGCCCAAGGGCUGACGGUCAAGGUAUUUGACGUCAAUCCAGCAUCGGAGGAAUCUAUGCGUAGACUGGUCCAGAAUGCGCUUCCAGUCCUAGCAUCAAUCGGCCUUGUUAAGAAACAAGAUGCCAAAGCCGAGGAUAUUACAUUUACCACAGACAUGGUAGACGCCCUGCAAGACGCCGACUUCGUGCAAGAGAACGGCCCAGAGCGCCUGGACUUUAAGCGCAAGCUGCUUAACGACAUGGCUUUGCACAUCAGACCAGAUACCAUCAUUGCAUCGAGUUCAAGCGGACUCACCUGCUCAUCGAUGCAAGAAGGUAUGAAAGACGAUGCGAGACCACAACGCCUCGUGAUUGGCCACCCUUUCAACCCUCCGCAUUUGAUGCCGUUGGUGGAAGUGGUUGGUGGCAGCCAGACAGAUCCGGACACCAUUGAGAAGACAUUGGCAUUCUACAAAAACAUGGGCAAGAAGGCCAUCCAUGUCAAGAAGGAAGCGCCCGGUCACGUCGCAAACAGGCUCCAAGCCGCUCUAAUCAGAGAAGUGAUGUACGUGCUUCAGGAGGGGAUCUGUGAUGUUAGCGAUAUCGACGACGCGGUAUCAUACGGACCUGGUCUUAGAUGGGGCAUUAUGGGCCCUAGUCUGCUGAUGCAUCUUGGAGGAGGCGAAGGCGGCAUUGAGCACUUCGCAGAUCACCUCCUAGGGCCUCUACAAACUUGGUGGGCACCUAAGGACCCUGUCGUCGACGAAGAGCUCAAGAAGAAAUAUAUCGACGGAACUUGGGAAGCUCUCGCAGGUCGAGAAUACAAGGAUUUGGCAAAGCAAAGGGAUGAAGAACUCCGGUUACUUGUAAACUAUACUCCUGUGACAAUGGGUUCACUAGCUCAACCCCGUCUUUAUGUACUAGACACAGAUCUAUCACAGUUUCCUCACCAAGACAAUGGUCGCAUACUGUCAUGCUAUACCGAUGGCAGUGACCUCAAAACAGUGGUUGGAAACAUGAAGACGAUGCCUGACGGCGUUAUCGUCGAUAAUGAGAAUGGUCACAUAUACUGGACGAACAUGGGUCCUACUUUCAAGUCCAAUGAUGGCUCCAUCGAGCGCGCAAAUCUGGAUGGAACAGAAAGGAAGACGAUAGUCCCUUCGGGAACCGUUGGAGUCUUCACACCCAAGCAGAUCACGAUUGCAUCCAGAAGCCGCAAGCUAUACUGGUGUGAUCGUGAGGGUAUGAAGGUCAUGAGAUGCAACCUCGACGGUUCUAAUGUUGAGGUUCUGGUCUCGACAGGUUUGACAGCAGACGAUCGCCUGGAGAUGUCCAGGUGGUGCGUUGGUAUCACGGUGGACGAGACGAGUGGCUAUUUCUACUGGACACAAAAGGGGCCUUCCAAGGGAAACAAGGGCAGAAUCUUCAGAGCUAAGAUCGACGAGCCGAGAGAUAUUGAAGUUGUGCUUGAGGGUUUGCCUGAACCCAUCGACCUAGAAUUUGAGGAAACCUCCCAAACGCUGUACUGGACGGACAGGGGUGACCCGCCCAAGGGCAACUCCCUCAACCGGGCAUUUAUAGGAUCAGAUGUGCAGUUAAAGGAUCUCCAGCGCGAAAUUCUUGCCACAAGGCUACACGAGACUAUUGGUCUUGCACUUGAUCACAGGAGUCAUAGGGCAUAUGUUACCGAUCUGUCGGGAGGAGUAUACGCGAUCGACUUGAAGACCAGAGUCAAGAAGGUGCUGUUCCCAGAGCUGGGAGAUAUCACAGGUAUUGCCAUAUCGACAUGA